Xenopus laevis (African clawed frog) is the source of this 3405-nucleotide messenger RNA. It is a transcript of the gene csnk1g2.L, whose product is annotated as casein kinase 1 gamma 2 L homeolog. Gene Ontology annotation, cellular component: cytoplasm. Bases 685 to 1923 code for a protein of 412 amino acids. NCBI's taxonomy places the organism in Eukaryota, Metazoa, Chordata, Amphibia, Anura, Pipidae. Gene Ontology annotation, molecular function: kinase activity; protein kinase activity; transferase activity. The transcript is spliced from 13 exons. The record is from RefSeq and is a predicted model, not a curated record.
CAUAUAAGGAGUGUCAGAAGUUACAGGACACAGAACCAGGAAGUAGCUGUGUUGUGAAUUGCGCCUUGGGUUGUGUUGGUGCAGCAUGGCCAAGGAAGCAGUCUAGCGCUGAUUAUGGGUCACUGCAGCGUCUAUUGAGAAGCAUGUACUACAGGGGCUAAAAGAGUGUCGGGUCCGGGAAUGAGAAUAGCAACGUGUGAGAGAGUGGCAGGGGUACCGGCUUGAGAAGGGGUUGGGUUUCACUAGGGUUACAGGGCAUAGGAGUUUUUGAUUGCAUCGCAUUUCCUAAGGACAAGUGCACGGAUCCAAAUUGUUGUAUCCCCCCCAACAGACGUUUAAUAAUCUUCUGAAUGCGAAACGCUGUCAGUGGCACGCACUUUUGCCUGUGGAUUUAAAGUCUCCUAUGCAUUGGACAAAACAUCCCUUUACAAUGGUAUCCUUCAAGGGAGUAGACACGAUUCUACACUGUCCAAGAGCCUUAACAUUUCCUCAAGCUUGUCAUCAAAUUGACUGAAAGCGCCCAGUUGGGAGGGGAGUUCUUGCCCCUUCCCUUGGGACAUUAUGACCUUUUAGUGAGAGCCCAAAGUGGUGGGUUUGGGCGGAGGAAGAAAGACAUACUUUAGCACUGGCCUAGAACCACCUGUAAAAGCUGUAACCGUGGAGAGACCCGGUUACCACAAACUUAUGGAUUUUGAUCAGAGGGAGGAGAAGGGUGAUCCUGAGGAAGUUGCCAGGAAGAUGUCGAAAUCUGGUGUUGGACCUGGAAGAAGCAGUAGGAGUACUGCUGCCAAUUCAGGGGUCUUAAUGGUGGGGCCCAACUUCCGAGUAGGAAAGAAGAUCGGUUGUGGAAAUUUUGGUGAAUUGCGGCUUGGGAAAAAUUUGUACACCAAUGAAUAUGUAGCUAUCAAACUGGAGCCAAUUAAAUCCAGAGCUCCUCAGCUUCAUCUGGAGUACAGAUUUUACAAGCAGCUUGGCAAUACAGAGGGCCUUCCUCAGGUGUAUUAUUUCGGACCCUGCGGAAAAUAUAAUGCUAUGGUGCUUGAGUUAUUGGGGCCUAGUCUAGAGGACCUUUUUGAUCUAUGUGACCGUUCAUUCACUCUCAAAACAGUGUUGAUGAUUGCAGUCCAGCUGAUCUCGCGCAUGGAAUAUGUACACACAAAGAGCUUGAUAUACCGUGAUGUGAAGCCAGAGAACUUUCUGCUGGGUCGUCCAGGAAGCAAGCGCCAGAAAACGAUUCACAUGAUAGAUUUUGGCCUUGCAAAGGAAUAUUGGGACCCAGAGACCAAAAAACAUAUUCCUUAUCGAGAACACAAGAGUCUGACAGGAACGGCACGAUACAUGAGCAUUAAUACACACCUUGGAAAGGAACAAAGCCGUAGAGAUGAUUUGGAAGCCUUGGGUCACAUGUUCAUGUAUUUUCUACGUGGGAGCCUUCCCUGGCAGGGCCUUAAGGCAGAUACAUUAAAAGAAAGGUAUCAGAAGAUUGGUGAAACCAAGAGAACCACUCCAGUGGAGGUUCUAUGUGAUAAUUUUCCAGAGGAGUUGGCCACCUACAUGCGUUAUGUUCGCCAACUGGACUUUUUUGAAAAACCAGAUUACGAGUAUCUGCGCCGACUGUUUACAGAUCUGCUGGAUCGACGUGAUCUCAUCUUUGACUAUGAAUAUGACUGGGUGGGAAAAACCUUGCCAAGUCCCAUUGGAUCAGUUCCUUAUGGAGGCCUCACACAAGUGCAUAGCAAGAAACCGCUUUACCUUAAACACCAGGUAUUGAAUUCCACUAAUGGAGAACUAAAUAUGGAUGAUCCGACAGCUGGGCAUUCCAAUGCACCGAUCACUGCACACACAGGAGUUGAGAUGGCAGACGACACCAAAUGUUGCUGCUUUUUCAAAAGACAGAAGAGGAAAAGUACUCUACAAAAAUGACUUGUCAGCCACCUCAUACAAUGGAACUGUAUUAUAUAUUGGAUUACAAGUUUUAACGGAAAGGAGACACCAUACAUCUCUCUUGAUCUUCUGCAAACAGUGUUAAUGACCUGGAGCAGCAGUAAAUCACUAAAACAGGAGAUUUUUUUGUUUGUUGCUACUUUUAUUUAAAUAUUUGUAAAAAAAAAUAUAUACAUUUUUCAGGUAGGGUUGUCGCUUACACCUUUGGCAUGAAAGAAAUUUAUGAUGCUGAUGUUUGGACUAUAACAACUCAUAGUGGCCUCAACCCAAAGAUAAGAGAACAUUAAUUAUAGUUCAGGGGCAUUUUUAACCUUCCUAUCGCUGUGGAAAUAAGGGUUUUCUCUCUUCCAGUUACCUAAGAUGUUUGUUUUCCUUAACAAAAGGGACAACCGACCUUAUGCUGACACUGGAUGGAUAGAACGCCUUCUUAGCCGACAUGUCCUAAAUGUUUUCUACGUGGCCACCUUCCUCUAAAUCAGAGGUGAUACUGUAUGUGAGUAGCAAAUUAGGGAGGUUCCUACACUGUGGGACAUUCUGCUCUAAUGAAUUUUACUGUUCUGUAUUGUUACUUAUUGUAUGGGGAAUUUGCUAUAUAUUAAAUCUGAAAUGUUAAUGCUUUGUGAAAAAUGUUGCCAUUAUCUUACAUGUAAGCAUGAUUUAUAUUCACGUAAUAUUGAGCAAAGAUUGUCACACGUAAUGAUUCAAUUCGGCCAUUUCCACCUGAACGGUUUCGUUGACACUGUAUAUGUCCCCACUCCACACAUGAUCAGCCAUAUAUGAUGGCUAUCCCCCACCCAGCAACGUGUGCAUGAGGGGAACAUGUUUCAAAUCGAACUGCAGUUUUGGCAACUGGUUGAACAUCCCCCAAAAUCAAGCCUUGUAAGGUUAGCUUUAAGAUUGUAUGUAUAUUUAGCCAUGUGACAAAUCCUUUAUUUAUAAUGGUUUUAAAGAACCAGCAAAUGCUUACAAUUCACUGCAAGCCAUUUGCUUCAGUUCGAUGUGCAUAUAUCAGAAUGCAUUAACACAUGCGCAGCUCCUUACCUCCGGAUACUUCUCUUUAGCUCCUGAGACCUUUGUCUCAAAUAUUUAUAAAUGCAAUUAGGGAUUCUUUUUAUAUGAAGCAGAUUGUGUUUUAGGUUUCGUGUUUUUAAGUAAAAUGUGUUCAACUUUCAAUAGCCUGAUACAAAUGAAGAUACUGUGUAUAUAUAAUGUGCCCUUUUGAAGCAUAUAGGAGAAGCCUUUGACACCAACAGCUUGCCCCUCCACUGUUUAUUGUGAGCAUAUUGGAAUACGAGCCCCAAGGUGAAAUUCCCACCUGCUAGAAACCAAUGCACACUAAUAUUUCUUGAUGAUUUGAAAUUUAUUUUAUAGAAAAAGAUGCAGUUAUGUCUCAUUAUUAAACUGAACUGUAGGAGAGGUGCGGCAAUGCUUUCAAAUAAAAUUGUAUGUUUUUUAACUAAA